Molecule: messenger RNA, 4680 nt
Organism: Haliotis rubra (blacklip abalone)
Lineage: Eukaryota; Metazoa; Mollusca; Gastropoda; Lepetellida; Haliotidae
Exons: 26
Coding region: 38-4459 (1473 amino acids)
Molecular function (GO): calcium ion binding
Source: RefSeq, a predicted model, not a curated record
UGUGUCACACAGUAACGUUUCGAGGCCGAUAACAGAGAUGUUUAACAAAGUUUAUCCUCUGUUGAUGGUAUUUGUGCUCUCAAGAGCCGCGCAGAGAGACAUUCUAAACUUCAAGUCAUGCCCGUGGCACCCUGACGUGAAUCCUCCCUUGGAGUCUUGCAACUUAAACAACGGUACUGUCGUGUUAUCUCACAACAAGACACAGAUACUGGAGCCAGGCACUCAGUGUGAUGUAGUUUGCCAGACUUCCGGAGAACCAGGAACUGCGACCUGUGUGGAUGGAAAAUGGGACAUAGCAUGUCAGAGAGGUGUGACAAGCACAUUUUUGCAGAAGGAAAACGCGCAGAGAGAGAAACGCUUUCUUGGAAUAUUCGUAGCGGUAGCAAUUGGAUGCAUGAUAUUUUGCCACCAUCGACCAAGAGAUAACGAAAAGCCACGUUUUAGUUCAGUAUUACCUGAUCUCUACGUAAAGGCUGACCCAAUACAGACCAGCAAACGAGGAGUCACAUGGGUGGAGCCGACAGCCCAGGAUAACCGGGAUGGAUCUGUCAGCGUUCACCGCUACGGUCCUGGUCCAGGGUACACGUUCGUAGAAGGCCCAACACCAGUAAACUACUAUGCCAAGGACAGAUCAGGAAAUGAAAACCGAAUGUCAUUCAUCGUCCACGUACAUGUGAUUCGAUGCAGCAGUGGUCCAAGCAAGGUGUUCCCCAACGGGUACUACGUGUGUCACCCCAGCGCUGACUUUGUUCAGGGUACACGGUGUAUAUACGGGUGUUACAGCGGCUAUGAGAUCCACGGGAGCAGUGUCCGGACUUGCGAACCACAAGGGGACAGCGGCAGAUGGUCGGCUCCGGAACCAACUUGUGAAAGAGUAAAAUGUACAACUUUAGAACCUGUGGGAAAUGUUAAGAUCAGUUGUUCUGAUCAGAUGUUCUUCCAAAGCAAGUGUACAUAUGAGUGUCUACCCGGAUAUGACGUCAAGCCAGGCAUGACCCGACUGAGAGUGUGCAGUGCUCAGAAAACCUGGCGCGGAACAAAUCCAGUGUGCAUUGACACAGAACCGCCCAGAUUCACAGUCUGCCCCAGCUACCAAGUGUUCUUCACUGAGCAAGGGUCAAGCCGCGGCUUCGUUGACUGGAAGGAACCAACCGCAACUGAUAACAGUGACAAGGUCACAGUGACCCCAGUAAGCAAACUGUCAAACAAUGCGUUCGAGGCAGCAGGUGUAUACUCUGUUCUGUACACGGCAACAGACGCUAAUGGCAACAAGGGACACCCGUGUAGCUUCAAGGUCGUUAUACGAGAGCUGAAGUGCCCAGCAAUACACGCUCAUCCUUACAUGCGAGUGAUCUGUCCAAGUGGUCACGGAUACGGCGCACGGUGUAACUUCGCCUGUCAGACUGGGUACAGUCUACUCGGGGGACCAGAUAACACAAGGUGCGAGAAACCAGAGAGUGGCGCAAAGUAUGUUACGUGGACAAACAGUCAACCAGUCUGCCACUUAAAUCGAACCUGUCCCCUCCUGACCCCACCCGGUAACGGUGCCCUGGCGUGUGACCUGUGGGAGGGUGGAAACUACUGCCAGAUGCAGUGUAUGAACGGGACGGAUAUCUCACCAAGAUUUCCCUACAAGAAGCUCUUUGUCUGUGGGCGAUCGGGGACGUGGAACUUUGACGGCGGCAUUCCUGACUGCGCAAAGGUCAUGCGCGCUGGGUCGACGGAAAUGAUGAUGAACAUAUAUUGCUACUUUAACGGAGAAUGUCCAAACCCAGCGACAAUGGAUGCGAUCAGACACAAUUUCGUAAAUGCUUUGAGAGCGGGCCCCUACAAAGGAAGCGUUUCAUGUGGUCCUAUAACAGUAAAGCGCAGCGUGAACGCUACCCAUGGAAUGGAAUACCGUUUAAAGACAAGCCUCGUAUCGCCGUUGGACCCAUCACGUUCGGCAGAGGGUCAAUUUGAAGGCAUCAACACAAACAUGCAGCAUCUAGUACGAGUUAUUGAAGCCGAUAUACACAGCAACUCGUCCACAUUCAUACCCGCCUCCAUUACAUCAGUUCAUGAAGCUGGGGUCAAGAGUGGUCAGCUCAGCCUAGAUUGUCCGCUGGGUACAUUCCCUACAUACAGAACAUAUAGUUGCGUGGGCUGUGUCCGAGGCAGUUACUACAAUGCUGAUACGGGUGAAUGUACCCAAUGUCCAGUAGGUCAAUAUACAGACAGUUCUGGACACACCAGUUGCACUCCUUGUCCAGCCCACACUACCUCAGUUGAAACAGGAGCAUCGUCUAGAGUCCAGUGUGAAGCCAUGUGUAAGCCAGGCAUGUUCUCUGCGACUGGCGUGGUGCCAUGCAGUCCAUGUGAUAUCGGCCAGUACCAGGACAGCUGGGGAACCAGGUCUUGUCUGAAAUGCCCAGGGGGAAAGACUACACUAACCCAAGAAGCAAAGUCAAUUGACAAAUGCCAUGAGUUUGAUGUUGAGUUUAUUCCGAGCGACAACACGACUGCUACUGCACAGACAGCUGUUGGGGGUCAACUGGACCUGCCUAAUGUCACACUGGGGCUGUGGUUGAAGAUACAAAGUGAUGAAGGCUAUGUCAUCACAGUCACAUCAGAUGGCACAGAGUUGAUGUCAGUACACAUGGAAAGCAACCGUCUCAGAACCAGGAUUCAAGGUGUUACCAUUACGUCCGCUGUCUUCCUGCAUGAUACGAUGUGGCACCAGCACAUUGUCACCGUCACACAUGGCGAUGUUGAAACGUACACGGACGGUGUAUCUGGAAAGACAACUGGGCAUACAGGCAUGCUGCCAAUCAACGGAUCUCUGGUGGUUACUGCUGGAGGGGAAGGGUUCGCCGGAAUCAUCUCACAGGUGAACAUAUGGUCCGGUAUUCACGCCUCUAUGUCUCGAAGAUGUUUCAGCGAUGAUCACGGAGACUUGUUUUCGUGGCAGACCUUUGCCAAAGCUGAUUUAGUAGACAGUUUCGUACAGAUGCCAAGCGAGUGUGAUGACACUGACGCCUGCAGCUCUGAUCCCUGUUUCCAUGGCGACUGUACGGAUCAGCUAGGAGGGUAUAGGUGCACGUGUAGCGGUGGCUUCACCGGAUCGAACUGUGACGUCAACAUCGACGAUUGUGGCGGUAAUGUGUGCGCAAACAACGGUACAUGCGUGGACGGCGUCGAGAGCUACACGUGUUUGUGUACGUCGGAAUAUACGGGCGACUACUGUGACGACGCUCUUGUGCACGGUGGAUGGGGAAGCUGGGGCAACUGGAGCAGAUGCAGUGAAGAAUGUGAUGGAGGGGUCAGAAAUCGUACACGGCGCUGUGACAAUCCACAACCUCAGAAUGGGGGCAGGGACUGUGACGGGGGCGACGACGAUUUUGGAGAUUGUAACACACAGACGUGUCCAGUCUGCUCCGAUGUUGUUCCGCCGAUGAAUGGAACUUUUGACUGCGACACGAAAGGGAGGAUGAUGUUCUGCAACGUGAGUUGCGACGAAGGCUACAGCUUCGACAUCCCCCCGCUGGACAUGUACGAGUGCGGUGAUGAAACCGGAUAUGUCUGGAACUUCAAAACUGAAGAUAACCCAUACCACAGACUACCGAACUGCAUGGAAAUCCACCCAGCAGAUGCACUAGACGUUCACUACACAGCCGAGUAUACGGAUCUGAUUUGUGAAGCCGACAAUGUGGACGAGACAAGAGACAAAGUUAAAGAGGUCGUCCAAGCAGAAAUACCCUCCAUCCCCUGUAUAAUAGAAAAACGUUGCCAGGUGACCAGUGUUGUUAUUGACAACUGUGAGGGGGGACAACGUAAGAAGCGUUCGACGUCCCCCACCGGGUUUACAGUGACGUUCGGAAACAGCCCUGCAACUGUUGGUCUGAUAGUCAGUCUGAAAGAUGUGGAGAGUGCAGUGAUACACAUGAACACCUCUAGCCUCAGCGGAGUCUUCACUGUCAACAUCGGAGGCAGCAGCUUCUACUUGAAUCAGCACUCAACCUCGAUCACAGGAGAUGUCACGUGUCCUGAUACUCUCACCAGGGUUGAUGCCUUCUGCAUUCCCUGUGGAUCCGGCACUUACCUACUGAACGGACUCUGUGAAACAUGUGACAAGGGACGAUACCAGAAUGAAGCCGGACAGACAUAUUGUAAGGCCUGUACUUCCGGGAAGACAACUCUUGGGCGUGGUGCUGUUGACAUCAACGAGUGCAGCGUUGAUGUGAAACACUCAGACUGGAACGUUCCUGUAGUUGCCAUUGCCUGUUCCGUGUCUGCAUGCUGUCUUCUCACAGCCAUCGUCAUUGCCGUUCUAUAUAAGAAAUGGUGGAAGCGCUACAGAAAAGUGCAGACUCUUCAGAAAGAACUGGAGACGAUACAUCGGCAACAACCGUAUGUCUUGCCAAGUAACACGCACUUCAGACCCAAAACCGCCCUGACCCUUCACGAUGGAGAGAUGUAAAGAAGAUACAUUGGUCCACAAGUUGUGACAUCAGUGGAUAAGGGAAUAGCAGGGUACAACGUGUGAAGACCGUUUCUGAUGAUCCAGCUGUUAUUUCCACUGAAAUAUAUCUGUGUGAGUGAGUGAGUUCAGUUUUACGCCGCACACAACUAUCAAUAUUCCAGCUAUGUGGCUGCGGUCUGUAAAUAAUCGAGUCUGGACCAGACAAUCCAGUGAUCAAC